CAAAAAACGUCUCCAGCUCUGCUGACUACCGGACAUGAGGAUUUUGUCCUCUAGAAGGAGCUGCUCUAUUAGCAAAUUCCUGUUGGUAGUCGUGAUGUGCUGUUUGACUGUGUGUAGCGGAACACCUGACCCUAGUCAAAGGGAGGUGAUGAUUCGCCAAGAGGUCUCAAGGCAGACAGGGGGCAGUGUGCAGCUGACAGGGGCAGAGCAGAGGCUAGAUUGGCACCUUAAUAAGCUAAAAAAACAAGAAAUUGCUGCAGAACAGUUCCUUCCUGCCACUCACUUCUUCAAAGCACGACCACUCAUCCAAAAGAGCCCCAUCUUCAGCCUACUGCAAAAAAUGCCCAAAGGGGCGGCCCUCCACAUCCACAGCUCAUCCCUGGUGAGUGUUGAUUGGCUGGUGAAGAACAUCACAUACAGACCAAACUGUUACAUCUGCUUCACGUGGGGCAGGUCUUUGCGGUUCCUCUUUUCCAGUCGCCAUCCUUUCCCCAGCUGGGACUGUCCCUACUGGCGGCUGUUGAAGACACUGAGAGGAAACAUGCCGGAUCCAACAGACUUUGACCACAGCUUGAUGAGGAACCUGACACUGUUCACAGAAGAUCCAGAUACAGCAUACCCAAGCCAGGAUGCUGUUUGGGAGAAAUUUGAGACAGCAUUUCUGGCUAUAUCCGGGCUGGUCACUUACGCUCCUGUGUUUAGAGACUUUCUGUACAAAGGCUUAGAGCAGCUGCUUCAUGACAACAUUAUGUACCUGGAAGUAAGGACUGGACUGUCAAGGACCUAUGAGCUUGAUGGAAGCAUCCAUGACAAAUCCUGGUCUUUAAGGACUUAUCAGGAAGUCACUCGGCAGUUUGUGGCUGAACACCCUGACUUUCUAGGAGUUCGACUCAUCAUUUCUGUCCACAGGGCUCUGAGUGUGUCUGAGGUUAAAGCAGCUGUGAAAGAGGCCAUUCAGAUGCAGAAAGAUUUCCCAGAGAUUGUUGCAGGAUUCGAUCUGGUGGGCAGGGAGGACAGAGGUAGACCUCUCUGGUUCUUCAAGGACGCGUUAUCUCUCCCAGCAGAGCUCGGCAUUAAGCUGCCUUAUUUCUUUCAUGCAGGAGAGACCGACCUGGAGGGCACUGAAGUGGAUGAGAACAUUCUGGAUGCCCUAUUAUUUAACACCCAACGCAUUGGGCAUGGAUAUGCCUUGACACAUCACCCACUGGCAAAGGAGCUCUCGAAGAAGGGAAACGUGGCCGUGGAAGUAUGUCCCAUCUCAAACCAGGUACUCAAGCUGGUUUCCGACCUGAGGAACCACCCAGCUGCUGUACUGAUGUCUGAGGGCCAUCCCAUGGUGGUCAGCUCUGAUGACCCAUCCCUGUUUGGGACAACUGGCCUCUCCUACGACUUCUAUGAGAUGUUUGUAGGCAUCGGCGGGUUGAGAGCUAACCUGGGCACUCUCAAGGAGCUGGCCAUCAACUCCUUAAGAUAUAGCUCCCUGCCACCACAGCUGAAAGAAAGAGGGCUCUCCAUGUGGCAGAGGACGUGGGAUAAGUUCAUAGCUGAAAACUCAUAGAAAUCCCUGAGCAGAGGAGGAACUGCCCUGAUGUCAACUCAACGAAGACAUAUUUUAAAUUAUGAGCUCUGGUGAUAAUCUGCAGGUGAUCAGUAACAAAACAAAAAUGUGGAUAACCACAUGAAUUACACGCUUCCUUUGCAUUUACAACAUUUAGGACUAAGGAAAAAACUGCUGAAAAGCAAGUAACAUUCUGCGAAGAAACUCUACAGCUACAGAACUGUAUGCCAUCCAAAACAAAUCAAAACCGCUUACUUUAACGGAUGAUGCAAAUUCCAUUAACUCCUGAGGUCUCUGGUAGACUCAACAGGAAAUUUCUAUAAAAUGUAUUAAAUGACAGGUUUUUGUGAUGUAAUAGAAU
Molecule: messenger RNA, 1919 nt
Organism: Esox lucius (northern pike)
Lineage: Eukaryota; Metazoa; Chordata; Actinopteri; Esociformes; Esocidae
Gene: ada2b
Product: adenosine deaminase 2b
Exons: 9
Coding region: 35-1558 (507 amino acids)
Biological process (GO): adenosine catabolic process; inosine biosynthetic process
Molecular function (GO): adenosine deaminase activity
Source: RefSeq, a predicted model, not a curated record